CUCGGUACCGGUUUACCUGCAUUGAAAGUACUAUAACGACUGUGGAUCAAGAUCUCUCAUCAACGGCUUCGAACUGUGCUCAAAUAUAUGCGGCUUCUAGACCACUGCCUCUUUCUCCAAUGAUGCCAAAAAAGAAGAAAUAUGGCCGUGGCGUUAAAUGCUUCGGCUCAUACGAACAGUACUUAUAGUUCUUCGAUAAGGCGCAGCUCUAGUCCCCGUAUCCUACCAUUGCACCAUUGCAACAAUGAACACAUUCGACCCAGAUCGAGCGAAACUAUCUGAAGAGGUCGAGACCAUAUUCUACGCGCACCCGGGACAGUAUGUCCGGGAAGUUGUCGUUGCCGGGGUGAGCGUUGGUAUGAACCCACACGAAAGGCUUCUCCGAGCCUGGCUCGUGUUAAGCAAAGCUGGCGAGAAGGCGGGGGAUCCGGCCGUGGUUGACGCCCUCAGACGGUGGACCGAAAGACAUUUGGUAAAGUCAAAAUGGCUCCAUGGAGGUAUUGAAGUUGUCGGAGAGUUGCCAAAGUCGUCCACUGGAAAGACGUUACGGCGCGUUUUGGUAGACGAUUAUGAACGGCGGGUGGGCGUGAUGGUAAAAGGAAAACUUUGAAUACUAUUCUAUUAGUCGAUACUUCGUUGCUGAUAAAAAUUCUUGCCAUUCAAAUCGCGGUCCUGUUCGUCUAAUCGGUUCUUUUGUAUUGAUUCAACGUGCAUAUCUGUAUCUAUAUUCCGACACCAACUACUUCAAGUUUACUUACUCACCUUCUCUAUCUUUUUCAUCAAGCGAAAAUGACAUCCCCAUAUUGACAAA
Messenger RNA from Guyanagaster necrorhizus, 811 nucleotides. RefSeq lists its product as uncharacterized. The transcript has 4 exons. Bases 245 to 610 code for a protein of 121 amino acids. The record is from RefSeq and is a predicted model, not a curated record. Lineage: Eukaryota; Fungi; Basidiomycota; Agaricomycetes; Agaricales; Physalacriaceae.